AUGGAGGAGACGUUGAAUUCAAAGAGAGUCGGCCCGACCCACGAAAGGGUCGAGCACAAAAGACAGCAUGACUCAAGUCAACGACAAGAGGCCCCUCAGAACAAGCAGAGGCUAGAAACCCCGCUAUCAUCAUUCACCAAGUUGAAUACUUCAAGAGUCAACAUAGUGAUGGAAAUAAAGGCUAUGAAAGAGUUCCAAUGGCCGCCUAGAAUAAAAUCACCUCCGGAGACCAGGGAUCGGAAUAAAUAUUGUGAUUUUCACAGGGAUCAUGGACAUAUCACGGAGAACCGCAUAGCCUUGAAAUGGGAGAUUGAAGCACUUGUGGGAAAGGGACUCCUCGGUUCAUAUGUUAGUAGUAACAAACGCCCGAGGAAUGACCGUGAAAAGGAGAAAGCCCCGGAGACCAGGGAUAGUCGCAAACUAAUAGUCGGGACUAUUAACAUCAUUGUUGGAGGCAUUGCAUCAGGAGGAGAUUCAAACAAGGGGCGAAAGCAAUGUGCAAGACAGCAAUCCUCGGCAUUUGGAGUUAUCGAUGAUCGUCUAGAGGACAUUACAUUUGGAACUAAAGACAUGGAUGGCGUGUCCCUUCUUCAUGACGAUGCCUUAUUUAUUUCGACAAUUAUUGCCAACUUCGAGGGAUUUGGUGGGGGUGUUAUUGUCCCAGAAGGUGUCAUCGAGUUAUCCCUUACCUUAGGGAUAGAUCCAAAGCAAGUGACAGAAGUCAUACCUUUCCAGGUGGUCCAUGCAUCAAUGGCUUACAACGCUAUUCUGGGUAGACCAUUGCUCAAUAAGAUUAGGGAGAUCGUAUCCACAUUCCACAUUUUUAUGAAGUUUUCCUCAGGUCAUGGCAUCGGAGUGGUACAUGGAGAUCAGAAAGCAGCCAGGCAAUGCUAUAUUACCAGCCUACGGGAGGCAGGUAGUGACGUCAUGCAACUUUCUGAUGAUGAGCCAGACCCCGACCACAGGGGCAGGCUCUCCCCUGUGGAAGAAUUAAUGGAGGUCGAGCUGGAGGUCGGGGAAAAAGUUGAGCAUUGGUCGAGACCUUGA
Messenger RNA from Olea europaea var. sylvestris, 1047 nucleotides. RefSeq lists its product as uncharacterized. Lineage: Eukaryota; Viridiplantae; Streptophyta; Magnoliopsida; Lamiales; Oleaceae. The transcript has 2 exons. The coding region runs from base 1 to 1047 and encodes 348 amino acids. The record is from RefSeq and is a predicted model, not a curated record.